ACCGGUCCGAUCCUCCCCUCCUUCUUCUCCAGCGCCGACGACAUGGAGCAUCAAGUCGAACAGCGCGAUGUCGUCAUCAAGGUAAAAUAUGGUGAUACUCUUAGGCGAAUUGGUGCAUAUGUUCACGGGCAUACCAUGGAUCACAAUAUGAGCAGACUUAGAGCCAAGAUAGUCGGUCUUUUCAAGUUCAACCAUGAAGCUGAGCUCUUGCUGACGUAUAUUGAUGAAGAUGGCGACACAGUCACACUAGAUGAUGAUGAUGAGCUUCGUGAUGCUGUGAUCAGUCAGCGCUUAAAUCCUCUCAGGAUAAACGUUCAGUUCAAAUCUGCUGAUAGUUCUGAAGCAAGAUCAGAGACUUCAUCUCGUGCUAAGGCCCCACAGAGUGAAACUCCUCCCACUCUUGAUGAACACGUGAAAUCCAUACAGGACCCAUUGUUAGGUUUGAUUUCAAAUCUGGUCAGCAUUGUGCAGAAAAGCGUACCAUCUUCACCGGCUUAUAGUUCUGAUCCAAAGUCGGAUAAAUCAUCUCAUGCUAAGGCCCCACAGAAUGGAACUCAUCCCAUUGUUGAUGGAGAACCAAAGUCCAUUCAGGACCCAUUUAUGGAUGUGAUUCAUAAUCUGGUCAACAAUGUACAGAAAAGUGUACCAUCUUCACAGGCUUAUAUUCAGAAAGUUGAUGAACUAAUGAAAUCAGAGCCAAUUAGAAGUGUAAUGGCAAAUGUUGCCCAGGAUCUGAAGAAAACUACAUCACUCUCACCUGUACUCGACCAAAUUAUGGAGCAAGUCUCUAAUUUGGCAUUAUCUAAAGCUGGGGAAACGUCUGGUCCCACUGAUGAGUCCUCAAUUGGACCUGGUGGAGCUUCAACUCAUCAAAUGGCUUCAAGUGAGCAGAUUCAGGAAACCACUGAAUUACCAAGUAACGGUGCAAGUUCUGUCUGUGCAGCUCCAAAGCAGAAUACAUCUUGUGACAUGACGCAGGUUGCAGGGGAUACAAUAACUUCUGUAGGUCCUAAUGGAAAUAUUCGUAGAGAUACAACUUCAUCAUUGUAUCCUUUUGAUGAUUUACUGGCCUCAAUUUUGACUGCUAAUAAAAGCUCUGAGCAUGACCAAGAAGUUGGUGAUUCAAUUCUCAAUGGAAAGUCUGCUGCACCUACCGCCCAAGGCUUCCAACCUGGCAAUCAGACUCCCGUUGAUUUAGAAAAUCUUUGGAAUUCUGCGCGAUAUUUCCAGCGUGAUAACAGCAAAAUGCAGUCUCCAGUGGAGGCUCAUGCAUCCUUCCCCUCACAAACUGGUUUCAGUUCCCACAUUGAAGUCCCAGUGAGCAGGGAGACAGGGUCACCUCCAACUGAUGUUUUCCCGAAGCUAGGUCAAGGGAUGGUAUCACAUUCUUAUAGAAGAUCUUAUGCGAACAAUGAGAACAUACCACGUACUUUCCACAAGGGGGUUCAGUGUGAUGGCUGUGGAAUGCAUCCUAUUGUAGGCCCAAGAUUUAAGUCCAAUGUGAAGGAUGAUUACGAUUUAUGUAACAUUUGUUUUGCUCAGAUGGGCAAUGAAACUGAAUAUACAAGAAUUGAUCAUGCUUCUCGCCGUGCACCCAGACUGUUAAAACCCGGAAUAUUAAAGGACUUCCACAAUCAUCAUUCAAAAUGUCGGUUCCCAUCAGUAAAUGUGCUUCGGGCCAGUGGUGCAAGACCAAGUAGAGCUAAGCUGGAAAGUCGUUUUGUCCAAGAUGUCACUGUCUUGGAUGGAACAGUGAUGCCUCCUUCAACUCGUUUUACCAAGAUAUGGCGGUUGCAUAACAAUGGCACUCUUGCAUGGCCCUUUGGCACUCAGCUUGUGUGGGUUGGUGGUGAUCAAUUUGGCGACAGAGUUUCCUCUACUUUAGAGAUUCCAGCUAACGGCUUUCCUGUUGACAAGGAGCUUGAUAUUGCAGUUGAUUUUACUGCACCUUCAAGGCCAGGUCGCUAUGUUUCAUACUGGAGAAUGGCAUCACUUUCUGGCCAGCAGUUUGGACAGCGAGUUUGGGUCCUUAUCCAGGUGGAUUACUCCAGCCCAAAUUCCGCUGCUGGUAGUAAUGUACAGCCUGCCUUCAACUUGAACCUGCCGCCUGAUAGCAUCAGUCAGAAUCUGAUCAUUGAUGUCAAUGCUGAACCUCUCGACAGUGGGUUACCAGAACCAAGUGUCACGACCACAACUGAGGAGCCGGUUAAGCCAGUGGCGGAGAGCGUCAUUGUGGGGGAGGCUGUUCAAGUGGUUGGUGGUUUGCUAGAUGCUGGCAAUGUUGAGCAUCAUCAAUCCACUCCAGCAGCUGCUGUUCCCCCGGUUGCAUCCUAUCCUUUGAUCAACUUGCAGGAAAUGCUUCCAAUGGUUGAUGAGUUUCCAGUCACAGAGUCUGCGGCCACUGCUGAUGGCAACCCCGUGGAGCAAACCCUGCUGAAGGAGUUGGAAGAUAUGGGCUUCAAGGAGAUUAACUUGAACAAGGAGAUUCUCAGGCUCAACGAAUAUAAUCUGGAGCAGUCUGUUGAUGACCUCUGCGGUUUCGCAGAAUGGGAUCCACUUCUCUGCGAGCUGCAGGAAAUGGGAUUCAACAACAGGGAGAUGAACAAGAAAGCGCUGAUAAAGAAUGGGGGAAGCAUCAAGCGAGCCGUAUUGGAUCUUAUUGCUGGACAGAUUUCUGAGUAGGCUCCGAGUUGUUAUAUGUAGGUCGUGUAUAUAUUUAUGCUGCUGGUGCUACUUAUAUAAGAUGCUGUCUAUUUUGAUUUCUUCCGUGCGCUGUGUGGAAAGACUAUCAUCUAAGUCAUGAAUAAGAGCUUAACUUGCUGCAUCUUUUUGUAUAUAUAUAGGCAGCAGUUAAUGCCUUGAGUUAUCCGACUCGUAAACCUAAUAUGUUUUAGUAAUUUGCUUUGUUGGUAUAUAUUCCAUGGUGAUGGUAUUAUUUAGUA
This is a messenger RNA of Asparagus officinalis (garden asparagus), 2942 nucleotides long. RefSeq names its product protein NBR1 homolog. The record is from RefSeq and is a predicted model, not a curated record. Gene Ontology annotation, molecular function: protein binding; zinc ion binding. NCBI's taxonomy places the organism in Eukaryota, Viridiplantae, Streptophyta, Magnoliopsida, Asparagales, Asparagaceae.